AUGGACACUCUCAUUGGCCUUCUGGAGGCCGAGAUUCUGCAGGGCCUCGAGUCAAACGUGACCAUGUUGUCCACCCUGACCCCCGUUCCGAACUCGCACACGUACGGCCGCGUCUUGGUUCUUGACCUGGGUGGAUCUACUUUCCGCUUGUGCAUUUUGGAGCUUUUUGGCGAAGGCCGGUACGAAAUCCUGUGUUCGAGAGAAUGGCAGCUGGACUCCAAGGAAAUCAACGUCUCGUUUUUCCAGAGUCUGGUGGACCGCGUGUGCACGGCUACUAUCGACCGCUACUUUGCACACGCUGUCACCGUCGGUCUCUCAAUUUGUUUCCCGUUCAAGCAGACAAAACCAAACGACGCGUAUCUGGACGUUGUGGGCAAGGGUUUUAUUUUGGCAGACGAAAUCCGGGGAAAGAAUAUAGCUCUUUUGCUGCAGCAGCAGCUGGAGACGGCGACGAAAAAACAGGUCUGCGUGAAGGCUGUGAUCAACGAUGCCGUUUCUGUAUAUGUUGCUGGCGCUUAUUUGUACGAGUGUCGUUUGGGACUUGUCUUGGGCACAGGGCUGAAUGCGGCAGCCAGCUACCAAAACCGUGUGCUCAACACUGAGAUGUCCUGUUUUGGCAGCAGUCUGGCCGGGCUGCUAACGCCGUGGGACUUUGAAAUGCAGCCGGCAUACCGCGAGAGACGAACAGCACACUGUCAACUGCCGCUUUUCCAGCCCCUGGAGUAUAUGUGCUCAGGCCGCUACAUAGGCGAGCUGUUCCGGAUCGGAGUGCUGGACAUGGCGCAGCGGGGGCAAGUAUUUAUUGGGCAGCGUGUGGUGCUCGGGAGCGCGUACGAGCUGACGGGAGAGACACUUUGUCGAAUAUACGAGGGCAGCAUAGACGAAAUCGGCCGGAUUUUUGCUAAAUACAAUGUUGCUGUCACAGACCAGGACCCUGGUGUUCUACGCAGCAUUAUACGAAGUCUGAUUACCCGGGCGGCGGCAGUGCUGGCGAGCUGGCUGGUGGCAUUCUGCAGGAUACAGACACCCGGAACACACGACACGGUGCGCAUCGGAUACAUAGGCUCGUUUCUGGAGCAUUUCGCGUACUACAGGGAGCAGACACAGCUAUUUUUGGACGUGUACUGCGCCCAGCAUUCGGAUCUUCGUUUUGACAUCCGCCUCAUACCGCACAGCACGGCGCUGGGCGCUGCUAUUUCCGCAAGCCAAAAAAGCUGA
Messenger RNA from Ogataea polymorpha, 1218 nucleotides. RefSeq lists its product as uncharacterized. NCBI's taxonomy places the organism in Eukaryota, Fungi, Ascomycota, Pichiomycetes, Pichiales, Pichiaceae. Bases 1 to 1218 code for a protein of 405 amino acids. Gene Ontology annotation, biological process: glycolytic process; glucose 6-phosphate metabolic process; intracellular glucose homeostasis. Gene Ontology annotation, molecular function: mannokinase activity; glucokinase activity; fructokinase activity. The record is from RefSeq and is a predicted model, not a curated record. The transcript has a single exon. Gene Ontology annotation, cellular component: cytosol; mitochondrion.